AUGGCUGAAAUACAGCCCCUCGUCCUGCUCACCGGCGCAACUGGCUUCGUCGGCUUCCAUACGCUCAUCGAUCUACUCAAAUCAUGUUACCGAGUUCGCGCCAUUAUACGCUCAGACACAAAGAUUGACGAAAUACGUGAGCACAAGCUAGUCAAAGCUCUCGGCCUCUCUCCCGACACACUUUCCUUUGUGGUCGUUUCAGACUUCGUUGCCCCGGGCGCAUUCGAUUCUGCGGUUCAGGGUGUCACAUACAUCAUCCACAUAGCCGCACCGGUUCCUUCCUUCACAGCGAAGCCUACAGUGGAAAAAGAAGAUUAUGAGAAGUACUUCGUGCAAGACUCCAUCGAUGGUACUUUAGGUUUAUUCCAGAGCGCAACGGCAGCCGGAAGCCAAGUCAAACGUAUCGUCUUGACUAGUUCGGCAGUGUCUGUAAUACCGUUCCCAUACUUCGCUGCCUCACCGGACGCCGAUUACAGUAUUCAAUUUGGGCCAGGGACCCGCCAAACUGUGCCCUCGGGACCAUUUGACAGCGAAAUCGUAGCCUACUCAGCUGGGAAGACAGCGACACUGAACGCAGCCGAGCAAUGGAUCGCAGAAAACAAAGCAAAUAUCAACUUUGACCUUGUUCCUACUUUGUCCGGGUGGGCAUUUGGACGCGACGAGUUAGUGACUUCGGCAAAGGAUCUACAGACGAGUGGCACCAACUCGGUUUUGGUGGGCCUCAUUCUAGGAAACAAGAGCGAUUGGCCCUUCAACGGGAAUGCAGUGUUGGUCACUGAUAUCGCCCGUAUUCAAGUACUCGCCUUGAAUACGGAGAAGAUUUCUGGAAAUCGAGCAUUCGUAACAUCGAUUCCGAUCGUUUGGGAUGAUGCUGUUGAGGUCAUUCGCGACGAGUUUGCAGCCGAGGUUGAGGAAGGACACCUGAGUGUAGAUGGGAAGCAGCCUACUCAGCCCAUUGACUUCGAUGGUUCGAAUACGGAGAAGAUAUUUGGGAUCAUGGUCACCCCUUUCAAGGAGGUGGUCAAGCAGGUCGCGAACCAAUAUGUGGAGCUACUGGGUCCAGCUUAA
This is a messenger RNA of Penicillium malachiteum, 1068 nucleotides long. RefSeq lists its product as uncharacterized. NCBI's taxonomy places the organism in Eukaryota, Fungi, Ascomycota, Eurotiomycetes, Eurotiales, Aspergillaceae. The transcript has a single exon. Gene Ontology annotation, molecular function: oxidoreductase activity, acting on the CH-OH group of donors, NAD or NADP as acceptor. The record is from RefSeq and is a predicted model, not a curated record. The coding region runs from base 1 to 1068 and encodes 355 amino acids.